This is a messenger RNA of Bacidia gigantensis, 498 nucleotides long. RefSeq lists its product as uncharacterized. The record is from RefSeq and is a predicted model, not a curated record. Bases 1 to 498 code for a protein of 165 amino acids. NCBI's taxonomy places the organism in Eukaryota, Fungi, Ascomycota, Lecanoromycetes, Lecanorales, Ramalinaceae. The transcript is spliced from 2 exons.
AUGGAGGUUACAACACCUGCAUACGGCACACUCUCCAAGCUACCCCGCGAAAUUCGACAGCAUAUCUAUGGCAAUGUCUUUGAAGAUGGCUCAUACGUAGGGCAUUCGGAAAAGCUGCCUGGAGUGGUACAUGAGGCUACAGAAACAGGUCUUCUUACAACGAGCCAUGCAAUUCGUGAAGAAUCAAGAGACCUGUUCAUUGCAAAGGCUACUGCAAUCUACGACUUGCGCUUUGAGCCGAACUUCUCAUUCAGCGAGAUCAAGCUCGGAGAGAACACAUCAAGAGUACAGAACGUCAAGCUCUGCAUUUCGGUGCCGAGGUCAGCUUUUGUCGCUGCGAUUGGUACAGACCGGUACCAUGCAGCGAUGAGAGGACGGCCGACAGGAAUAGAAAGAAUCUACAAGCGAACGCUAAUGUUCUUCGUGACAUUCUGGAAUCUAUUCUGGGCCCGUGUCAAAGCACAAGCAUUGAUCAGAAAGGCGAGAGGUCUUACCUAG